Molecule: messenger RNA, 740 nt
Organism: Culex quinquefasciatus (southern house mosquito)
Lineage: Eukaryota; Metazoa; Arthropoda; Insecta; Diptera; Culicidae
Exons: 2
Coding region: 184-723 (179 amino acids)
Source: RefSeq, a predicted model, not a curated record
UUUAGCAGUUAAUAUAUUAAGGAAUUAAAUACCUCACGUCAUUUGACAUCUGACAGCGCCACACCUGCAUUCAAAACAUUGGUUUUGUUUGUUUCUCUUUCGCGCGCUCAACUGUCAAGUUUGUUUGGAUUCCGUGAAGCGUUGGAAAAAAAGUGGUGAUGGAUAAAGUGAAAUUUACGGAGAAUGCAGAAAAGAUGUGAUCCGCUGAACGAUGGCUUUGCUGAGGGGAACGGAGAAUUAUUCUUUAAGCCCAACCUGUUCCACGCUCGGAUCGCACACAAUCUACGCCAAAAUCCCGUGUCCCCGCUGGACGAUGCCCAUCAGCCGGCUGCUGACCGAGAUGACCGGCCUAGAUUCGAGCGAGUACCAGCCGCACUGCUGGCCUCCCGGUAUCUGGUCACACAGCAAACGAAUAACGGUUCCGCUAAAAAGGACCUGGACGGUCCCAUUGAACCGGUUGUGAUAAAGCCGGCGGUGAAACGACCGGAAAUGAACGACGUUUGCCAGUGGAUGAUGACGGCGGGCCGGAUGGGCGGGCGGUGCCCUUUCAGAAGAACCUGGACAAAAGCAGCUGAUGCAGACGUGUUGCUUAAUGGGAAUGGGUGGACGCAGCAGCAGCGAAGCAAGAGGCAGAACAAUUUGGACGAGGAACGGCUACAGAUGGACGAAGCGGAGAUUUUUUCUUUAAGCAUGAACCCCACAUGGCAGAGUUGUUGCGGAUGAUUACGGUGGAACCUAUG